Molecule: messenger RNA, 6608 nt
Organism: Polypterus senegalus (gray bichir)
Lineage: Eukaryota; Metazoa; Chordata; Cladistia; Polypteriformes; Polypteridae
Gene: sgsm2
Product: small G protein signaling modulator 2
Exons: 24
Coding region: 129-3341 (1070 amino acids)
Molecular function (GO): GTPase activator activity
Source: RefSeq, a predicted model, not a curated record
GGCUCCAAGGCGCACCUUGCGAGUGAGCAGUGUGGGGUGGCUGAGAAGGAAAACCGAAACCCGAGUACGAAACCCAUCAGUGUUUCACCAGAGGUGAGGAGGGGUUUCUCGUCCACUUGCUGGUAGCCAUGGGUUCGACUACGGGAGACGACUUUAAAGAGAAACUGCUGUGGAAUGUGAAGCGAGAGGUGAAGCAGAUAAUGGAGGAAUCGGUUACUAAGAAGUUUGUGCAUGAAGACAGCAGUCACAUUAUAGCGUUAUGCAGUACGGUUGAAGCCUGUCUACUCCACAUGCUAAAGCGAAGAGCUGCUGGAUUCCUGCGCAGUGACAAGAUAGCAGCACUCUUUACAAAGAUUGGCAAGGUGUAUGACAUAGCUGGGGAGGUGUGUCGAAAGGUGCAGGAACAAAUGCAACAACAACAGCAACAAGCUGAUGGAAUUAGGAGAGCGCAGUCAGUUGGACAAGAAACUCUGAAGAGGCAGGGUUCAGUUGUGGGCCGAACCCCUCCAAUGCUUACUCCCCAAGCUGUCAAGCAUAUCUGGGUCCGCACAGCACUUUUGGAGAAGGUCUUGGACAAGAUUGUGCAAUAUAUUGUGGACAACUGCAGCAAAUACUAUGAGAAAGAAGCCCUGAUGCAUGAUGCUGUUUGUGGCCCUAUUCUGGCAGCUCUUCUUGUUGGACCAUGUGCAUUGGAAUACACCAAGCUUAAGACAUCUGACCACUUCUGGACAGAUCCUUCAGCCAAUGAAUUGGUCCAGAGGCACCGCAUACAUGGGGCUCAUGGCCGACAAGACUCGUCUCCCUCUAAGCGUCCUACUCUUGGAAUCCGAAAAAGACAGUCCAGUGGCAACAUGUCUGAGGACAAAUUUGCCACCUCAGCACGGGAAUAUGUGGAGUCUUUGCAUCAGAACUCUAGGACCCACCUUCUGUAUGGCAAGAACAAUGUCCUAGUGCAGCCAAAGGAAGAUAUGGAAGCGCUCCGUGGAUAUCUGUCACUACAUCAGUCUGCUGAAAGCCUAACACUGAAGUGGACCCCAAACCAGUUAAUGAAUGGGACCCUGGGAGACUCAGAAUUUGAAAAGAGCAUUUUUUGGGACUAUGCCCUCACUGUGCCUUUGAGCCAGAUUGUCUGCAUUCACUGCCAUCAGCAGCCGGACUGUGGGGGAACUCUUGUUCUCGUGAGUCAGGAUGGGAUACAGCGUCCUCCAUUACUCUUCCCUCCAGGAGGGCAUCUCCUGGCAUUCCUUUCAUGCUUAGAGAAUGGACUUCUCCCUCGAGGACAACUGGAACCGCCCCUUUGGUCUCAAAAAGGCAAGGGUAAAGUAUUUCCGAAACUUAGAAAAAGGAACAGCACCACCAAAUUUAAUGAACAAGGUGAGGCUGUGGAUGAAGAGACUGCUGCAGACUAUGUCUUCCGAAUAGUCUAUCCUGGACACCGUCAUGAUUACAUCACCAUAAACUACCAUCACAUGCCGGGGAGCCGUGCACCCUCAGUGGAUGAAGAUGAGGAGGAAGAAGAUAGGCUUCAUGCCAUGAUAUCAAUGAUCUGCUCUCGGAACCUCACAGCUCCUAAUAUGAUGAAAGAUCCCAGUGACAUGAUUGAAAUGCAGGGCUUGGGGAGCAGCCCCCUCUCGUGGCAACAGGGAGAGUCUAGCAGCCGUGUCUCCUCCUGCAUUUCUUGUUCCACUGGAAGUAGCAGCACUCCUUAUGGCCUUCCCAAUGGCUGUUCAUGCAUUCAUGAUCGGGUUCCAUUAAAGAUGCUUUGUCAGAACAUGAAGCGUCAGAUUGUCUCCAGAGCUUUUUAUGGAUGGCUGGCCUAUUGCCGUCACCUAUCUACUGUCCGGACACAUUUGUCAGCACUUGUCAAUCAUAACAUUGUUCCACCUGACAAGCCAUGUGAGGCAUCUGGAGGCCUCACCAAGGAUGUAUGGAGCAAGUACCAGAAGGAUUGUAAGAAUUACAAAGAACUUGAACUCUUGCGCCUUGUAUAUUAUGGAGGAGUGGAGCAUGAAAUUCGCAAAGAAGUCUGGCCAUUUCUUUUGGGACAUUACAAGUUUGGGAUGAACAAAAAAGAGAUGUCAUUGGUAGAUGAGAAGAUUACCACAAAGUACCAGCAGGUGAUGGCUGAAUGGAAGGCCUGUGAGCUGAUAGUGAACCAGCGUGCCAAAGACUCUCAAACAACAUUUCUCACCAAGUUCUCUUCAGGGAGCAGCAUUGACAGUCAUGUUCAGAAACUUAUUCACCGUGAUUCUACCAUCAGCAAUGAGGUGUUCAUGUCAAUUGAUGAGCUAGAAGGUUCAAGCGCAGAACACCCAGGUCAUGAACAUGGGAUGUCCACUAUGAUAACUGCUAAUACUCCUGUUGCAGUGGCAGCUGACGAUCGGCCUGCAGUUGAAUUUGACUCUCCAGACUCUGGCUUGCCUUCAUCUCGUAACUAUUCUGUGGCUUCAGGACACUCCCAGAUCCUGUCCAGCAUUGAGGAUGGACAGAGUAUGGAGGAAGAGACUGGUCCGGACCUGGAAGUAGAGGCUGCAUUGAUGAAUGGGACUCAACGAUUACUGGCAAGGCAAGGACCCCAAGAUUCCAUCACUGAAGAACAGUUAUGUACUCAGUUAGAUAUGCUCGUGUCUGGUGAAGAGAGUACCUUCUUAUCUUUUACAUCUUAUACGAUUGAACUGCUGGACACUGUAGCCUUGAAUCUUCACCGGAUUGAUAAAGAUGUGCAGCGCUGCGAUCGAAAUUAUUGGUACUUUACCACUGCUAACUUGGAAAAGCUGAGAAACAUCAUGUGCAGCUAUGUCUGGGAGCAUCUGGAUGUGGGUUAUGUGCAGGGUAUGUGUGACCUACUAGCACCAUUGCUGGUGAUCCUGGAUAACGAGUCACUUGCUUACAGCUGCUUCACACAAUUAAUGAAGAGGAUGACUCAAAAUUUUCCAAAUGGUGGGGCAAUGGACACUCAUUUUGCCAAUAUGAGGUCCCUAAUACAGAUUUUGGAUUCAGAGUUGUUUGAGCUAAUGCAUCAGAAUGGCGACUAUACACAUUUCUACUUCUGUUACCGGUGGUUUUUAUUGGAUUUCAAAAGAGAACUCCUCUAUGAGGAUGUAUUUGCUGUAUGGGAGGUCAUAUGGGUGGCUAAGCACAUUUCGUCUGAACAUUUUGUGUUGUUCAUCGCCCUUGCCUUGGUGGAGGUCUAUCGAGAGAUAAUCCGCGAUAACAACAUGGACUUUACUGAUAUAAUCAAGUUUUUUAACGAAAUGGCAGAACGUCAUGACGUGCAGCUCAUCUUGCAGAUCGCUCGGGAUCUGGUGCAUAAAGUGCAGACCCUGAUUGAGAACAAGUGAGCAGUCUGGAGGGGAGAAUCUGACAGAAGGAAGACUGAUCUCUGUGGUAGUGGCUAGGUGGCCUUGUGGAGCUCAGACAAGUGGGAUCUUCUGCAUAACUCCCUGGGAGAGGCGCCGUCCUUUAUUUUGUUUUUUUUCCUGCACCUUGAUGUACUCACUUCAUAACUUCUUCUAUAUUUGUGAAGAGACUGCCACCCACUUUUGCCCAUUAUGAGUCACCAUGGCAUGAUGUUCCAUGAUGUCAGGGCGUGAGCGAGCAUCCACAGCUUCUUAUCAGAGGAAGUGCCCCAUUCCCACUGGCACUGCUAUUAGAGUGUCUACCUCUGCCACGUUGCUCUUAGGCCAUGGCAGCGUCACUCGUACAGACCAGACUGAUUUAGACAGGACGUUCUUGGUUGUACUGAAGGUGCUGUAGUUGGUCUUUCCAAUCCAGGGCCAGUAUAAAAUAUGCAGGCCAUCCCAGUUGUUGUAGCAAGUCUUUAGUCAGCUACUUGGGGAGGAAUAUUAUCAGGACAAUGGUUUCUCUCUAGGUUUUAUCACACUAGGGAAGCGUCUGAUUCUGCACCAGAAGAAGCAAAAUCUGGCGGGCCUGUUUGACGGUUUCUGCACUGACUGUUUCCACAGGAAUCUCUCAAAUUUAGCGUGACGUUGACUACAGAAACAAACAGACAUGGGCACAUCUUACAAGGCUCCAUUUUUCAUAUGACAAAAAGGGGCUGAGAAAAGUACCUGCUGAGUGAAGGACACUCCACGGAGUGGACAGACUGGUUAAAAACAAACAAACAAACAAGAAAACAAUAGUCAUGGAGUUUAUUUUGCUUGUACCUUUUAAUCAUCAGAUCAGAUGUUUCUUCUUAAUUAUCUUGAUCCGUUUCCGGACGGAUUUCAGAAAUGGGCCAAAUACAGCAAAACAUUGUCAAAUGGAGACUGCUUUUAUAAUUUCCUAUUUUAUUUUGUGGCCGUGUGUGCCAGUGUCUCAUACUGCCACAUGCAUGCCAAGGGGUGCUAAGGUUUUUGCUUAAUGGCAAACCUUUACUGUUUAAACCGAAUAGCAAAAACUCAUUGGCAGUAUUUCACCUUUUCUUUCCUUUCUUAUCCACCAAACUGCUGUUUAUUUAUUUGUUUUGGGUGUUUUUAUAGUAAAUUGUUUUAUUUUUCUUUAUUUUUAAACUUUCUAUCUUGGCUGAAACUGUAUAGAUGUUUUAUUUUUUUAUCUAAAGCAUAGGUUUAAAAAAAAAUACCAAAAAAUGAAGUACAGUGUCAUUAAAAUUUUUAAAAAAACCGAGUUACCACCACCAGUGCAUGGCCUUAUUUUGUAUCGAUGUCCUGUGAAUGUUUUUCAGUCGUAUGAAAUGCAUUUGAAAGUAUUUAUUUUGUCAAAGUGUUCCUUAAAGUCUGUGUUUCUGUUCAUGUGACAGUUUGUUGGCAAAUCGUUGUCAAAGGUGCCCAGUGCGCCUUUGGCCGUAUUCUAGGGUUGCACUCUGCUUUAGCGACAAGUCAGCCAGAGAAACUGGGCGCAGCGCUGCCAUUCUGGGCCCACAUUUCGCACGUUGUGCGUCACGCGGCCGCUCCACUUGAGGAGUAAGCAGGGUGGCUGCCAUUGUGUCUCUUCGCUUCCUGAUUUCUGCUGGAGUCGCCUGUUCCAGUUCAGUGUUGGUGUUCAGACCGAACUAAAGGGCGGGUGGGGCUGCCGAUCAGUCACAGGGGGCGACAUUUUCAUGGCAGCUGACAUAACAACUUCACCACUGAGCUGCGGAAGGAAGUCUCCACACGAACACCGGAAUAAUAACUUCCAUAGAGUUGAAACAAAAUCGCAGCACCUCCAUGGUGCCCUGUUAGCGCCCCCUUCGUGCUUGCAUUUCUGUGCCGCUUCUAGGCUCCUCAUAACAUUGGGCAAAUCUUUACAAACUUAGAAACCGAUUCUAUAUACAAGGACUGUACUUUUCAAUAAGUGCGUAUUGCUUUCUUUUUUCUCUGUUAUUUCUUCAUUAUUAUUCUUAUUACAUUUUGACAUUUCGUAAAGCACUUUGAGCUACAUCCUCUGUAUGAAAAUGUGCUAAAGAAAGAAAUGCUGCUGUUAAGUGAAUGUGCUGGAGUUGGGAGUUCAGUGGGCCCAGAGUGUCGUAAUCUGAGGAGAUCCGGGGGCACCCAGAGUCACACAGUGCCGUUUUUGAACCGUUAUACACCGGUGAACAUUUGUGGACAUUGAUUUGUGUGGUUGAGCUGUCAGUUCAGCUGUACCCAAUGUGGACUGAAGCACUCUGGGUUCAAUUUGAAGUCAGUCCAGCCAGACCCCUUGCAUGACGUUUGGUGGCCUGGUGGUGCGCGUCAGUGCACCGUCAUAAAAAGACGUCACAGUGCUGAUUUAUGUGAACAGAGCUGCUUGCUCGGCGUGGUGUCGUGAACGUUGAGAAUUCUCUCAGCAAGGCUUAAUGGUGCAGUCGAUGUGAUGAGCAGCCCACAUCUGCUUACUGCUGGCACAGCGCUCCCUAACGUCAGAUGGCUGUGUGCUCCUCACCAAACUGCCGAACUGUGCAGAAUGUCGGCGAUUACUAUGAGCUCCGGCCCCCCACGAGGAUGGCUGGUGCACCAUACUGAGAGUCCCAUCUAACGUGUCCUUCAGCGCUCAGCAGCUUUAGUCUCACAUUCUGUCUGCCGAGGGUGGGCAGAACCAAUAAUUACUCUUCUCUUAUUUAAAGUGACGUCCUUUCACACUUUUGCUUAUGUGUGUCUUUAAAACAAUUCAAAGUAUUGCUUCUACAGCACUGGAAAAAACUGACUGGCAUGUUGUAGUGAAGACCAUCAGCAGAGAUUGUAACGGAGGGAGGAAGUGGGAGGCCAAGUGGAUUAGUAUUUGACCAGAUGGCACUUGGCAAGCAUGGCUGGCGCUCUUUUUAUUUAUUUAUUUUUUUGGGUUGCCCAAACACGAGGUCCAUUCGGUGGUCGUGGAUUGAGAGGCUCCCCUCCGCACUCGCCAGUUGCACUGAGAACAGCUGCCCCAUAUUCUCUGGCUUCGAGACUUGCUGCAGGGUUCUUGUUGUGCCUUUUACGAAGGUCAGAUUCGGACUGUUUUGUUCCAGUUUGUAUUGCAUGUUAUUGCAGAAAUGUCAAAACUCUUUUGCAUGCCUGAACUCCCCUCUUUUAGCACAGGCUGUAUGCCAGUUUUUUUUCGUGGGGUGGUCCCUGCCUAAGCCUGUUGUUGUCACCCCCGUUCCACUUUGUCCAGCUCUCCAAUGCCAUGAUGGAGAAUUGCGCCUGGUUUUGCUC